UUUGCUUUUUUCCUAUUCACAAUGCCUCUCCGCCUCGACAUCAAGCGAAAGCUCUCGGCGCGCUCUGAUCGUGUCAAGAGCGUCGACUUGCAUCCGGUUGAGCCGUGGGUGGUCUGCUCGUUGUACAAUGGAUCCAUCCACAUCUGGAACUUCGAGACGCAGGUCACGGUCAAGACCUUUGAGGUGACUGAGUUGCCCAUCCGCGCCGUUCGUUUCAUUCCUCGCAAGAACUGGAUUGUUGCCGGCGCCGAUGAUAUGGCUGUUCGUGUCUUCAACUACAACACGAGCGAGAAGGUGCAUUCGUUCGAGGCGCAUUCGGACUACAUUCGCUCGCUGGCCGUGCACCCCACUCUUCCCUACUUGCUCACAUCGUCCGACGACAUGACCAUCAAGCUCUGGGACUGGGAUCGCAACUGGACGUGCGUGCAGGUCUUUGAAGGCCAUUCCCACUAUGUCAUGAUGGUCACGUUCAACCCAAAGGACACCAACACAUUCGCCUCCGCCUCUUUGGACAAGACCAUCAAGGUCUGGCAGCUCGGCUCGUCCGUGCCCAACUUUACGCUCGAGGGCCACGAACGAGGCGUGAACGCUGUGAGCUACUUUGAGGGAGGCGAGAAGCCCUACCUCGUUUCUGGCGCAGACGACCACCUCGUCAAGGUCUGGGACUACCAGAACAAGUCUUGCGUCCAAACCCUCGACGGCCACUCGCAGAACGUGUCUGUUGUGUGCUUCCACCCCGAGCUUCCCAUCAUUCUUUCGGGCUCAGAGGACGGAACGAUUCGUGUCUGGCACGCCAACACGUACCGCCUGGAGAGCACGCUCAACUACGGCCUGGAGCGCGUGUGGGCCAUUGCUCACCUCCGCGGAUCCAACGCCAUCGCGCUGGGCUACGACGAGGGCACAAUCGUCAUCAAGCUCGGCCGAGAGGAGCCUGCCAUGUCCAUGGACUCGUCCGGCAAGAUUAUCUGGGCGCGCCAUUCAGAGAUUCAGCAAGCCAACAUCAAGGCCAUUGCUGACGGCGCUGCUGAGGUCGAGGACGGCGAGCGCAUUCCCAUCAGCACCAAGGAGCUCGGCAGCUGUGAGGUCUAUCCUCAAACGCUCUCGCACAACCCGAACGGCCGCUUUGUUGUGGUCUGCGGCGAUGGCGAGUACACGAUCUACACUGCGCUUGCUUGGCGCAACAAGGCCUUUGGCAGCGCUCUCGAGUUUGUGUGGUCGGCCGAUUCCAGCGAGUACGCCACCCGCGAGAGCCACUCGACCAUCAAAAUCUUCCGCAACUUUAAGGAGCGCAAGGUGAUCAAGCCCGACUUUAGCGCCGAAGGCAUCUUUGGCGGCGCGCUUCUCGGCAUUCGCGCAUCCAACUUUAUCGCCUUCUACGACUGGGAGACGACCGACCUGGUUCGUCGCAUCGACCUCGUGCCCAAGUCUGUGAUUUGGUCUGACAGCGGUUCGCUCGUAGCCCUCACCACCGACGAUGCUUUUUACAUUUUGCGCUUCAACCGCGAUGCUGUUCAGCAACACCAAGACAGCAAGCAGCCCAUCCCCGACGAAGGCAUUGAAACCUCCUUUGACUCUGUUGGCGAUCAUUCUGACGUUGUUCGCACCGGCGUCUGGGUCGGCGACUGCUUCCUCUACACUAGCGCCAAGAACCGUGUCAACUAUUUUAUCGGAGGCGAGCUCGUCACUCUGGCCCACCUUGACUCGCCGCUCUAUUUGCUCGGCUACAUCGCCGAGCACAACCGUGUCUACCUCUGCGACAAGGACUUGAACGUUGUUAGCUUCUACCUUUCGGUGUCUGUGCUCGAGUACGAAACUGCCGUCAUGCGCCAAGAUUUCGCCGCCGCCGAAGCCAUUCUGCCGCGCAUUCCUCCAAAGCAACGCAACCGCGUCGCCCACUUUUUGGAGAAGCAGGGCUUCAAGGAGCAGGCACUAGCAGUCAGUGACGAUCUUGAGCACAAGUUUGAUCUCGCUGUCCAGCUCAAGAAGCUUAACGUGGCUUACGAGAUGGCCAAGCACGCCGAGUCUGAGCUCAAGUGGCGACAGCUGGGUGAGCUCGCUUUCAGUGCUUGGGACUUGCGCCUGGCCGAAGAGUGUCUCUUCCAAGCAAAAGAUCUUGGUGGCUUGCUGCUGCUGUUCAGCUGCAUUGGUAAUGGAAACUCAAUCCACAAGCUGGGCCAGCUUGCGAUCGAUGUCGGUCAGAACAACAUUGCCUUUGUCUGCUACUUUUUGACAGGCGAUCUCGAGCACUGCUUGGACUUGCUCUGCUCGACUGGUCGCUUGCCCGAAGCAGCCUUCUUUGCCCGUACAUACCUGCCCAGCAAAGUUUCGAGCGUCGUGCGACUAUGGCGCGAGAAUCUCGCCACCACCAACAAGAAGGCCGCCGAGUCGCUUGCCGAUCCGAUGGAGUACGAGAAUCUCUUCCCCGAUCUCAGCUUUGCGCUCACUGCCGAGCGACUGAUGAAGGCAACGCGUUUGCGACCCGUCCCCGCUGGCCAGUACGCCAACUUUAAGGACGAGCCCUCGCGCAACGUCAUUGAGGAAGUCAAGCAGCUUUCUCCGGAAGCCAUUGCUCGUCUCGAGCAGCAGCUCCUCGGUGGCUCUCCGCCGUCCCAACAAGCCCCGCAACCAUCCUCACAACAGCCGCCCGAGCAGCCACAGCCAGCACAAGCAGCUCCUGCUCCCGCUGUCCGACAGGAGUCCAUUCCUGAGCGUAUCUCAACUCCUCCGCUUCCAAUUGCUGAGCCAGCAUCCCCUGAACGUACACCGCUUGCCCACGCCGCACCCAGUGGCGGCCUUCAAGCGCCCGGCUCGCCGCUGCCUUCGGCAAAUAUCAGCUCGGCUCCCGCCUCUCCACAGCAGCCCCGCGCUCCCCCUGCAUCUGCGGCCUCGACCGCGCCCAACACCCCUGCAAAGAGCGCUCUCGCUGUUUCCUCUAGCGACGAUCUUGAUAUCGAUCUUGACGAAGAUGUGGGCGAGAUUGGAGACUUCAACGAUGACGAUGACUUGCUCGGCGACGAGUAAAGUUGUGGCACACAGCGUUCAUUGAAACAUCAAGUUUUCUUCUUGCUUAUUCUUUUUGUUUUGUUGCUGUUAUUGUCGAUGAGUUUGUAUUGUGUUGCUAUUCUGACUGUAAUUCUUUUUCUUUUUUUUUUGCUGUCAACGUACUUGUUAUUUGUUUGGGAUUACAUUUUCAGUCUCCAUCA
Messenger RNA from Capsaspora owczarzaki ATCC 30864, 3203 nucleotides. Its product is annotated as coatomer subunit beta. Bases 22 to 3021 code for a protein of 999 amino acids. Gene Ontology annotation, molecular function: structural molecule activity; protein binding. The record is from RefSeq and is a predicted model, not a curated record. Gene Ontology annotation, cellular component: COPI vesicle coat. The transcript is spliced from 6 exons. Gene Ontology annotation, biological process: intracellular protein transport; intra-Golgi vesicle-mediated transport; retrograde vesicle-mediated transport, Golgi to endoplasmic reticulum. NCBI's taxonomy places the organism in Eukaryota, Filasterea, Ministeriida, Capsasporidae.